AUGCACGACUUCUACGCCGAGUAUGAGCGCUACGCACAAAACAGCUCCAAUCUACUCACCACGACACGCGCGGCAGAGUUGGCGAUGCGCCGCUGUCUCUCCAAACGGCGUGCCGCAGAGGCUUUGGAGGUGUACGAAAUGCUGUGCCGGUGUGGUUUGAUCGGCAUCACGACGUUCUCGAGCCCGUCUUCUUCUUCUCCCUCAGCGGCGUUCGAUACGUCUAGACGGACCGCUGAUACAUCUGCAGCUUCGUUAGAUCAACUCGCUCAAGAGGCCCUGAAGCACCUGCCGCAUCGCAAGUGCCAGUACUCGGUUCUGUCGCUGCUCAUGGCAGCUGAGGUCGGUAACAGCGCCUUCGUCAACUCCGUCCUCGUUUAUCCAGAUGAUCGAAGGGAAGAGAGUAGCAGAAGGAAUGCUUCAAAUCGCUCGGACACUCCUCCUUCGAUGCUGCUUCCGCACCUAGAGGACGUGUCUGUUGCAGAGCUAGCCCGCAUCCGUGUUCACCAACGCCUUCACGCCCUUCACACCACUGGUCAGCUGCAGCAGCCCUUGGGCAAAGAGUACUGCCUCGUCGCAAUGCACGAGCUGUGCGCCGACCCCUCUGGUGUGGCGUCAACGACUUCUCUGACGCUUUCAGCAGCGUCAACAGCGUCAACGCAACUGUGCAAUGAAAUCGAAGUAGGCCCCCUCUGUGCCCUCUCCCGAUGCGUGCUGGAGCACCCCUUCACGUACGCCACGCCGUCCGCCGCAUGGGCCCAGCGAGAGCUGCUGUGGGAGGCAGACAUGUGCGGUGACAGGUGGUCGUGGACUUCAACAACAACGGAGACGACAGCAACGUCAACGGCGAGGUCCGUGCUGGAAGAAGCCCUUGCCCCCGCAGACGCGGAACGCUUAAUGCACAUCGACAACUUCGUCUGCCCCUAUCGCGCACUCUGUCGGAGUUCGCUGGAGUUCCUCGACACGUUCGUGCCACAUUGGGAUGCGCUGUUCGUGCGCAGAGUGGCGGAGACGCUGGUGCUGCCGCCGGAGGCACACGUAAUCUUCCCUGCGAACUACAAUAGAUCUCGCGCUGCCGCUGCAGCUGCUGCUACUCGUCGUGGUGUUGCUGGCGGACAAGAUGUGCUGCGCAGUACCACAGGAUGGUCAAAGAACGCUGUUUGCGCGACCUCGACGUGGACAGACGCAUCGGUGCAUCAGCUUUUUGGUCCCCAAGACGCAGCAGGCAGCGAUGUGUGUGUCGCUCAUUCUUCUACCUCCCCCGUGUGUCGAGCCGAAGGUAUCAUAAAGCGACGCGUUCACCACGAUGUCGUGGUGCCAGAUGCCGCCUACGUGUUGCACCGCUUCCACCAAAUUCGGCAGCUCGCCCGCCACCGCGAGGUCAUCGUAACCCAUGCGGUUUUCUUGGAGCUGGUGGCGGCUGCCUCGCGCACCGCGAACCCGCUGCGCUUUCACGCACGCCGGGUGCUGCGUGAGAUCAUGUACGCCACAACCACGGCGGUGACCGCGCGGGCGGAGAAGGCGGUACUCACGAAAGCACGCACCGCGCCGCGCAAGCACCCCAGAGCCACGUGCGGGUUUACCCUCCUCGGGCUUCAGGAUGAGCUGGCGUUGCUGGAGCACUGUCCGGAGCGCUUUUUCCUGCAAGCGCACGCGGAGGCGAAUGCACCCAGCAGCGUCUCUGUCGUGUUGGUCACGAAGCAGCUGGAGCGCAUGAUCGCUGCGCAUGACCGCGGCGAAGAGUUUGCGGUGCAGAGUUCAACAGAUGCUGACGUUGCGGAUGGCGGCGCCGCCUCGACGACGACCAUCAGUGCCCAAACUGCGCAGCUGAACGUGGACAGCUUGGUUAGUCAUUUAUUAGAAGGCAACGUCGGUGAUGCCUCGCUGCGUCCUGUGCCCUCGUCUUCCAGUAAGCGGGCCGAGCCACUCUUCAAGAAUCGCUCAGGCAGGCACUGGGCCCGGUUGCCCGCUUUGGUGGCGACGACGAACGACGAUACGAGGGCGGCUGCGUUUGAAUUGGGUCUCAGCAUGUACCCGCCCGCCGGUGUUGCACCGUAA
Molecule: messenger RNA, 2055 nt
Organism: Leptomonas pyrrhocoris
Lineage: Eukaryota; Euglenozoa; Kinetoplastea; Trypanosomatida; Trypanosomatidae
Exons: 1
Coding region: 1-2055 (684 amino acids)
Source: RefSeq, a predicted model, not a curated record